Molecule: messenger RNA, 1859 nt
Organism: Verruconis gallopava
Lineage: Eukaryota; Fungi; Ascomycota; Dothideomycetes; Venturiales; Sympoventuriaceae
Exons: 2
Coding region: 70-1458 (462 amino acids)
Biological process (GO): regulation of transcription by RNA polymerase II
Molecular function (GO): DNA-binding transcription activator activity, RNA polymerase II-specific; zinc ion binding
Source: RefSeq, a predicted model, not a curated record
CGUCGCGCCAAAAACCACACAUUGUUCACCCGUCCUCGCAGGCCUGUCUCACCAAUCGCCCGCAGGGCCAUGUUUGGGCUUUGUAAACCAUCCUUCCGAGCUGCGUCGGAACUUUGCGAGCCCGUGUCUUUUUUUUUGAGAGAGUCAAGGAAGUCCGGGGGGCCCCGUGGGCGUCCUCCGCGCGCCUCGGCGAUGCACAAAAGGCGAUCCCACACCAAGUCACGGAAGGGAUGCACCAAUUGUAAGAAGAGACAUGUAAAGUGUGACGAGCAGGGUCCUCCGUGCGCCGCUUGUAUGGCCAGAGGGACCACGGACACAUGUGCAUAUCAGACGAAGCCGUCCGAUGCAAGGAGCGAGGGACAGGCGCGCAGUGCGACGACGACGACGACGACGACGACGACACCGUCCGCCACAGACGCGGAGUCGUCGUCUCGGUCAGACGGGCCGCAGAUGGAGGAGUCGGAAGCGCGCCGGCUUCUCGAGCUGCGACUGAUGCACCGGUGGAUGACGCACACGUGGAAGUGCAUGCACGGCCUGGACGAGGACGCCGAGUUCCUGAUCGAGCAGCUGCCCCAGGCGAGCCUCAGGUACGAGUACCUGCUGUACGGCACGCUGGCGCUGUGCGCGGCCGACCUGGCGAUCCACGGCGAGCAGACGACGCUGCGGGCGCGCGGGCCGAGCUUCUACCUCGCGACGGCGAUGAGCUACUACGACCUGGCGAGCCAGGCGCUGCGCCCGCAGCUCGCCAAGCAGGACGCCGACGCCCACGUGUGGGUGUACAUGACGACGGUGAUGCUCACGACGCUGCAGAUGGCCAUCGCGCAGUGCCUGGAGGCACGUGGCGGCCGCGAGCCUCGGCCGUCCAUGAUCGAGCGCCUGGGCCUCAUCAUCGACCUGUCCGCAGGGAGCGGCUCCGUAGCCCUCUCGGACUCGUUCUCGCUCUUCUCCGGCGCGGGCGGCAGCAUGAUGCAGAGGGCGGCGGAGCUACUCGGCGGGCCGCCCCCGCCGUGCGUCGAGCCGGCCUUGCAGGCCGUCAUCGACCAUCUGCAUGCCGUCGUGAGCGACCCGUCCGCCCCGGACGCCGAGCCGCUCGCACCGCAGUACCGGCCCUGCUACGCCCUCGUCGCCAGACUGCUCGAGCUUAGCGUCCGCGAGGAGUCCCGCCGCCAGAUCAGGGGCACUUGCGUCAGCGUCCCCAUGUACUGCGGACGCGACUUCUACGCCGCCGUCACCUCCUCCCAGCCCACGGCGCUCUUCCUGCUCAUCAUCUUCGGCGCCCUCGUCGAGAUCGGCGCGAGGGACGGCUUUUGGUGGGCCAACCACUUCGGUCCGGGCCUGGUUCAGGAGUCCUGUCUGGCCAUGGCGAGUGCCUAUCCCGACUGCAUGCGGAGGCCACACUGGCGGGAAGGUAUAGCUUGGGCGAGGGCGGAAGCCGGUCUUCCUCCCUUGGCUCUAUGAUGCUCCCCCCCCCCACGGCGAACCCGCAGCCCGUGUUCCUUUCCGUAGCAAAUAGCCGACUGCAUUGUUGCGGCUCCAUCUGCUUGUGCCCUUUCUCCCCACUGUCCGGUUUCUAUUCACGUUUCAUUUCUCGCCUCCUGCAGCUACAUACAAGAUACCCCAGCCGAACUAGGCAUUUCCCAAUCGACGUUUCAAAUAUCCACCCUCAGCAUGCUACAUGCCGUAAAGUGGUGCAAAUCGGGAGAAAGUGGCAGGUUUGAACGGAGACAAUCUGAGAUAUGGAUCGAUAGCUUGAUUCAGAGAAUUAGAUAAAAAGAGAAGAAAAAGAAAGCGAAUCAGAAGGAACGUUUCUACGACGAUGGAGGGAAGAGUAUGUAACCUCGUGUCCGCCUCCCCUUGUG